Messenger RNA from Lactuca virosa, 1523 nucleotides. NCBI's taxonomy places the organism in Eukaryota, Viridiplantae, Streptophyta, Magnoliopsida, Asterales, Asteraceae. The record is from the annotation of a GenBank genome assembly.
UCGUUGGCUAACCAAUAACCAACAUCUUUUUGCAACUGUCCUGUUUAUACGCAAUUACGUCCUUUACCACCACUUUAACUACUCAGUACUCACGUAUACUCCAAAACCCUAAAUCCUGGCUGCUCUUUCUAACACGCACAUAAUACCGAUAGUGUAAUCAGUUUCUCGCCAAUCGCCGAUGGCUUCUCUUGCGUUUUCUUCAGCGAAUCUCGCAGCUACGAACAAAUUUAGCUCUGCAAUCCCUGCUAGAAACGGCUUAAUUAGUUGCAGGGUCAAUUUUAAAGAAAACGGGAGGUUGAAUACACAAAUCCUCACCAAUGAGCAAGAAACAAUGCCUAAUUUCUUGAAUUUGAAUCAAUUCGAGAGAAUUCCAACAAAAAAAGAUGACAACAGACUUCGGAUCUUUUCAGGCACUGCCAAUCCUUUAUUAUCUGAGGAAGUUGCAUGUUACAUGGGUUUGGAUCUUGGAAAGAUUGAUAUAAAACGUUUUGCUGAUGGAGAGAUAUAUGUUCAGUUACGUGAGAGUGUUAGAGGGUGUGAUGUGUAUCUUGUGCAACCAACAUGUCCUCCUGCAAAUGAGAAUCUUAUGGAGCUUUUGAUUAUGAUAGAUGCAUGUCGCAGAGCAUCUGCAAAAACUAUCACUGCAGUUAUUCCAUACUUUGGAUAUGCAAGAGCUGAUCGAAAGACUCAAGGACGUGAAUCCAUUGCAGCUAAACUUGUUGCAAAUCUGAUAACAGAAGCAGGAGCAGAUCGAGUUCUUGCUUGUGAUCUUCACUCUGGGCAAUCAAUGGGCUAUUUUGACAUUCCAGUUGAUCAUGUACAUGGUCAGCCUGUGAUACUUGAUUACCUUGCAAGCAAGACAAUUAAAACUGAUGAUUUAGUAGUGGUGUCACCUGAUGUUGGUGGAGUUGCUAGAGCAAGAGCUUUUGCCAAAAAAUUAUCAGAUGCACCUUUGGCCAUUGUUGAUAAGCGGCGUCAUGGCCACAAUGUGGCAGAAGUAAUGAAUUUGAUUGGUGAUGUAAAGGGUAAAGUAGCAGUUAUGGUGGAUGACAUGAUCGACACUGCUGGUACUAUAUCGAAAGGUGCAGCCUUAUUGCAUCAUGAAGGGGCAAGAGAAGUUUAUGCAUGCUGCACACAUGCUGUUUUUAGUCCACCAGCGAUUGAAAGGUUGUCAAGUGGGCUUUUUCAAGAAGUGAUUAUCACAAAUACUGUUCCAGUUUCAGAAAAGAAUUAUUUUCCACAGCUCACUGUUUUAUCUGUAGCAAACUUACUUGGUGAAAGCAUAUGGCGUGUGCAUGAUGACUACUCUGGAGGCUAUGAACACUUCUCUGGCCUCGGAAUUGACUAAGUUACCCUCAACUCCCAUCCCUUGUACAAAUCUAAUCCAUUUUGCAGAUUCAAACUUCCAUGUUGUAAUUAUAAAUGAGAUUUUUAACCCUAAGUACCUUGUUAUUCUAUGACAUUAGUGCUUUUUAUAAGUAUUAUAUUUGAUUUAAAUAUAUAAAGUGAUGUAAUUUACCAUC